AUGGCUGACGCCCUGAAAGCAGAGGGCAAUAAGGCCUUCGCUGCAAAGAACUUCGAGGAAGCCAUUGACAAAUUUUCUCAGGCCAUUGAACUCGACCCAUCCAACCAUGUUCUCUACUCUAACCGUUCCGGCGCCUAUGCCUCGCUGAAGCAAUACGACCAAGCUCUGGAAGAUGCCAGUAAGACAACGGAGAUCAAGGCUGACUGGCCAAAAGGCUGGGGUCGCAAGGGUGCCGCCCUGCAUGGACAAGGCGAUCUCGUCGGAGCCAAAGAUGCUUACGAGCAGGCACUCAAGCUCGACCCCGCCAAUGCUCAAGCAAAAUCCGGUCUCGACUCUGUGAACCGUGCCAUCGACGCAGAGGCUGCGGAAGAUGGGCUCCCAGGCUUUGGUGGCCCCGGAGGAGGGCUCGGCAACAUGUUCAAUGAUCCUCAGAUGAUUCAGAAGCUGGCACAGAAUCCAAAGACAGCGCCACUGCUUGCGGACAAAGACUUCAUGAACAAGCUACAGAGGUUGUCUCAGAACCCGAACGACCUCGGUCAGGAACUUGGAGACCCUCGGUUCCUUCAAGUCAUGAGUGUGCUAUUAGGUGUCGACAUGCAGUUUGGCGCACCGCCCGGGGCUGGCGAGUCAGGCGCAAGCAAGGAAUCAGAGGAGGAUGUGCCAAUGUCCGAUCCUCGACCUUCAUCUCAGCCACCUAAGCCGAAAGAACCCGAGCCUGAACCGGAGCCCGAGGACGAGGAGACCGCUGCGAAGAAGAAGGCCAAAGCAGAAGCCGACAAGGAAAAGGCUCUCGGUACCGAGAGCUACAAGAAGCGACAGUUUGAUACAGCCAUUGAGCACUACAGCAAAGCCUGGGAGCUGUACAAGGACAUUACCUACUUGACAAAUCUAGGUGCUGCAAAGUUCGAGAAAGGUGACUAUCAAGGCUGCAUCGACGCUUGCAAAGAGGCUAUCGAGGAAGGCAAGCAGGUCUUCGCCGACUUCAAGCUCAUCGCCAAGGCAUAUGGUCGCAUCGGCACUGCAUACGAAAAGAUGGGGGAUCUUGCCAACGCCAUCGACAACUACCAGAGAUCCAUGACUGAGCAUCGCACACCGGAGAUUCUAGCCAAGCUAAAGGCAGCCGAGAAGUUCAAAGCUAAGAGCGAGAAAGAAGCUUACAUGGACCCGGCCAAGGCUGAGGAGGCACGGGUUCUUGGUGGUGAGAAGUGGAAGGCGGCAGACUGGCCAGGUGCUGUGGAAGCAUACACCGAGAUGACCAAGCGAGCACCGGACGACCCGAGAGGGUACUCAAACCGCGCCGCGGCCAUGAUCAAGCUGCUCGCUUUCCCUAGCGCUAUCUCUGACUGUGACGAGGCUAUCAAGCGUGACCCAAAGAUGACCAAAGCUUACCUCCGCAAAGCUCAAGCACUCUUCGGCAUGAAGGAGUACAACCGUUGUCUGGAUGUAUGCACGGAGGCGCUGGAGCACGAUGAGAGUGGUGCGAACACCCGCGAGAUUGAGUCUCAGCAACAGAAAGCGCUUGAAGCCAUGUACCAAGCUCGCGAAGGUGAGACCGAGGAAGAAACAGCAGCCAGAAUUCAGCGUGAUCCCGAGAUUAUGAGCAUUUUGCAAGAUCCCGUUAUGCAGUCUAUCCUCCAACAAGCCAAGAGCGAUCCAGCUGCGCUCAAUGACCAUAUGCGUAACCCUGGCGUAAGAAGCAAGAUCCAGAAGCUCGUUGCUGCUGGCGUCAUUCGCACCGGUAUGCGCUAG
This is a messenger RNA of Cyphellophora europaea CBS 101466, 1749 nucleotides long. RefSeq lists its product as uncharacterized. The transcript is spliced from 3 exons. Lineage: Eukaryota; Fungi; Ascomycota; Eurotiomycetes; Chaetothyriales; Cyphellophoraceae. Bases 1 to 1749 code for a protein of 582 amino acids. Gene Ontology annotation, molecular function: Hsp90 protein binding. The record is from RefSeq and is a predicted model, not a curated record.